This is a messenger RNA of Cygnus atratus (black swan), 3793 nucleotides long. It is a transcript of the gene CPSF2, whose product is annotated as cleavage and polyadenylation specific factor 2. The transcript is spliced from 15 exons. Gene Ontology annotation, biological process: mRNA 3'-end processing by stem-loop binding and cleavage. Bases 270 to 2618 code for a protein of 782 amino acids. NCBI's taxonomy places the organism in Eukaryota, Metazoa, Chordata, Aves, Anseriformes, Anatidae. Gene Ontology annotation, molecular function: RNA binding. The record is from RefSeq and is a predicted model, not a curated record. Gene Ontology annotation, cellular component: mRNA cleavage and polyadenylation specificity factor complex.
CAAGAUGGCGGCCGGCGGCGCCGGGGCGGGAGGUGGAGGUGGGGGCGCGCCCCGCGGGGCCUGAGGGCGGCUGGAGCCUCGAGGUAGCGGCGGCGGCGCGGGGGGCACCGCUGCGGGGUGUCCCCUCGCCGGGAGCGGCGGGCUCGGCCCGCUGCCGGGUGGCCAAGGGCUCCAGUGCUCCGAGCCGGGCUCCUUCUCCUCCUCUUCCUCUUCUUCCUCCUCUUCUUCCCCGAUUAGUUCCUUCUGAAAUCAAACACUUGGACAGAAAAAUGACAUCGAUUAUCAAGCUGACCACGCUUUCAGGGGUGCAGGAGGAAUCUGCCCUGUGCUAUCUAUUGCAAGUAGAUGAAUUCCGUUUUCUUUUGGACUGUGGCUGGGAUGAAAACUUUUCUAUGGACAUUAUUGACUCCCUAAGGAAACAUGUACACCAGGUUGAUGCUGUUCUCCUUUCUCAUCCUGACCCUCUACACCUUGGUGCUCUCCCAUAUGCAGUUGGAAAAAUGGGGUUGAAUUGUGCCAUUUAUGCAACUAUUCCUGUAUAUAAAAUGGGACAGAUGUUUAUGUAUGACCUCUAUCAGUCCCGCCAUAAUACUGAAGAUUUCACACUCUUUACGUUGGAUGAUGUAGAUGCAGCCUUUGAUAAGAUACAACAGCUCAAGUUUUCUCAGAUUGUGAACUUGAAAGGCAAAGGACAUGGUCUGUCAAUCACACCAUUGCCAGCUGGUCACAUGAUAGGAGGCACAAUUUGGAAGAUUGUCAAAGAUGGAGAGGAAGAAAUUGUUUAUGCAGUUGAUUUUAACCACAAGAGGGAGAUCCAUCUGAAUGGAUGUUCUUUGGAAAUGUUGAGCAGGCCUUCAUUGCUUAUUACAGAUUCAUUUAAUGCUACUUAUGUACAACCCAGGAGGAAGCAACGGGAUGAGCAGCUACUGACUAAUGUUUUGGAGACGUUACGAGGUGAUGGAAAUGUAUUAAUAGCUGUGGAUACAGCAGGCAGAGUUCUGGAACUUGCUCAACUUCUUGAUCAGAUCUGGAGAACAAAAGAUGCAGGAUUAGGAGUCUACUCUCUAGCACUUCUGAAUAAUGUCAGCUACAAUGUAGUGGAGUUCUCUAAAUCACAGGUUGAAUGGAUGAGCGAUAAGUUGAUGAGGUGCUUUGAAGACAAGCGAAACAAUCCUUUCCAAUUCCGCCAUCUCUCCUUAUGUCAUAGUCUUUCUGAUCUGGCUCGAGUGCCUAGUCCAAAAGUUGUUCUUGCCAGUCAACCUGAUUUAGAGUGUGGGUUUUCAAGAGAUCUUUUCAUUCAGUGGUGCCAGGAUUCCAAAAACUCUAUAAUUUUAACUUACCGCACUACACCUGGAACAUUAGCACGAUUCCUGAUUGAUAAUCCUUCUGAGAAAGUCAUAGAUAUUGAGUUGAGAAGACGUGUCAAGUUGGAAGGAAAAGAACUUGAAGAAUACCUAGAAAAGGAGAAACUAAAGAAAGAAGCGGCUAAAAAGUUAGAACAGUCUAAAGAGGCAGAUAUCGAUUCCAGUGAUGAGAGUGAUGCCGAAGAAGAUAUUGAUCAGCCAACUGUACAUAAGACCAAACAUGAUUUGAUGAUGAAGGGUGAAGGUAGCCGGAAAGGAAGCUUCUUCAAACAAGCAAAGAAAUCUUAUCCAAUGUUUCCAGCCCCUGAAGAAAGAAUUAAAUGGGAUGAAUAUGGCGAGAUUAUCAAACCUGAAGAUUUUCUGGUUCCAGAACUUCAGGCAACGGAAGAAGAAAAAAGCAAAUUAGAGUCUGGUUUGACAAAUGGAGAGGAGCCUAUGGACCAGGAUUUAUCAGAUGUUCCCACCAAAUGUAUUUCAGCAACAGAAUCCAUGGAAAUUAAAGCUAGGGUUACAUACAUUGACUAUGAAGGACGCUCAGAUGGAGACUCAAUUAAAAAAAUUAUUAACCAAAUGAAACCAAGACAAUUGAUCAUUGUCCAUGGACCACCUGAAGCCAGCCAGGACCUUGCAGAAUGUUGCAGAGCUUUCGGUGGAAAAGACAUUAAAGUUUACAUGCCAAAACUACAUGAAACUGUAGAUGCAACCAGUGAAACUCAUAUUUAUCAGGUCAGGUUAAAAGAUUCUCUUGUCAGCUCCCUUCAGUUCUGUAAAGCCAAGGAUGCUGAGUUGGCUUGGAUAGAUGGUGUCCUGGACAUGCGAGUUUCAAAAGUGGAUACUGGAGUUAUUUUGGAAGAGGGAGAGCUGAGGGAAGAUGAAGACUUAGAGAUGCAAGUGGAUAUGCCUUCUUCGGACUCUAGUGUCAUUGCACAACAAAAGGCCAUGAAAAGCCUCUUUGGUGACGAUGAUAAGGAGAUGUGUGAGGAGAGUGAGAUCAUUCCUACUUUGGAACCUCUGCCACCUCAUGAGGUUCUUGGACACCAGUCUGUGUUUAUGAAUGAGCCAAGACUAUCUGACUUCAAGCAAGUUCUCUUGCGAGAAGGUAUACAAGCUGAAUUUGUAGGAGGAGUGCUUGUCUGCAACAAUCUGGUGGCUGUUCGCAGGACUGAAACAGGGCGCAUUGGAUUGGAAGGCUGUCUCUGUCAAGACUUCUAUAGAAUAAGAGACCUUUUAUACAAGCAAUAUGCUAUUGUCUAAAGGAGGUUCUGCAAAGGUGUUUUUACUUGAACUUGUAAAGAUGAUGAGGAAUUCUCUGUUUUGACUUUUUGUAGUUUUCUAAUUUAUACAAGGGAGAAGUAAUUCAUAAAGAACAGUUAACUAUCCUGAACAUGUAAAUAACUGCUACUGUCACUCUUCAUAAACUUGUUGGUACAUUCCAUGUUCCUGACUCUCAAACUGUUAUGACUUGCCAUCUCCUACGUAACACAUUAUAAAUGAAUUUAUGGCUAUGAACUGUUUCUCAGGAAAGGUUCACAUUGACAGGACGUGUUAUGGUUUGAUAGAUUCCCUGCCAAAGAGUACAAAGUCAUUCUUCUAUUCUAAAAUAAGAUUAAAUAUGGAAGUGGUUUUUGUCCUUUUUGGAAGAGGCUUGAGUCCUUUUUUUUUUAUUUGUUUUAAAUGGAGUUUAGUUACGUUUUUAAUAGCCCACUUAAAGUUGACUACCUAAAUGUUCCCCCAGUGUUCAUCUGGCCGUAUCUUAAUGUUGUUGCUGUCUGCUCUUACUUGUUUGUUCCAGUACAGCAUUUCAUAUUCUAUAUGAAGUAUUAAUCUGCAGGAUCAAAAAAUUGCUUUGAACAGGUACAUUAAGAAGACUGGAGAAAAUUGUGAGGCAGCUUAAAAUCUAGUGAUUGUGUGCUUCAGAGUAACUUCUGUACAAACUUAUUGAAUUUGUAAUUUCUCGCUUUGCAGAGUUAUGCCAAGUAUAAAAUCUUUUGAGUUCUGAUUUUAAUACUUUCAAAGACUAAAGUCUUUAUCUAUGCAUCGCUGUUUGUUCAGAGUGCCGUGAACCAAGUUCAAGAAGAUCCUUUAUCUGGAGAUCUGAGUUCAUGGGAUGUAUUUAAUGCUUUUGUGCCACGUUUCAUACUAUUGCACGUUUUGACAACGGGAUUUAUUGUAGCUGUUGAUGCUGGAAAUUGUCCUUACUUUUUAGGUGAAGAUGAGUACAAUUUUUGUGGCUUAAUUUCUCAGAAAUUAAUUUAUGCAUACAAAUGGCCUCUUGAGAGUUCCUUUAAUUCCAUUUUCUCCCAUCUGUGAACCACCAGUUUUGGCAGUGGAGGGUUGCCUACUUGUUUUUACAUAAAACGGCAGUCAUAUGUGCUCUCUGUGUAUAUGUUUAAAUAAAAUCUUUUGACAAAGUGGCAAAAAAAAAAAUA